AUGAACUUGAGAGAAUAUAUAUACAUUUUUUUGAUUUUAUAUUUUAUCCCUGUAAGUAAAAUUUGUAUUGCAUAUAAUGUAGAAAAAAAUAAAAGGAAUGUUCUUAGUAAUUGUAGGAAUGUAUUAUAUCCUCAUGGUAAGGGUUCAUUAUGUUAUACAAGGGGGAAAUAUCUUUUUAUAAAAAGAAAAAAGGAAGAUGAUAUGAAAUAUAAAAAAACAAAAUUAAGUGAAGCGAAGGAUUUAUUAAAAAAUAGAAAGAAUGAUUAUAUGUAUGGUUCCAUAUUAGAAAAUAAUAAGGUAGGAUUAUUAAGUGGCAUUAAAGAAAAAAUAGGAUCAUUUAUUUUCGGAGGUAAUAAAAAUAUAAUCGAAAAAUUAAAAGAUUUAAAUGAGAAGAAAAGUUUAUGGUUCUUCACUGGAUAUGCAAGAAAUAUAUUUCAACCAAAUUCAUUUUAUAAUAUUUUAGCAUUUGAAGAAAUACAAGAAAUAGAUUAUAAAAAAUGGUCACAAGAAAAUAAAAUUAAUUUUGAUUAUAUAUUAAAUAGAAAAGUGGAAACUGGAAAAGAUGAUAUAAAUAAAUCAUUAAGUGUAAAUAUAUAUAAGGUAAAAAAGUAUGUAAUAUUUUAUAAAAAUGAAGAAAAUAUCAAUAACAAAAAUACAAAUGAUAAUAUUAAUAAAAAUAAUGAUAGUAAUAUGGAGAAGCAAAAUAAUAUUAUCCAUCAUAAUAAUCAGAAUUGUAAUAAUAGUUAUCAUUGUAGUGAGCAUAAGAAUGAUUUUAUUUUAUGCACUUAUAUAUAUCUUAUGUUUUAUAUAUAUGAUAAGGAGAAAAAAAAAUCUUAUAUCUUUAGUAAUAAUAUACAGAAUAACCAAAAUUGUAUUUAUCAAAUUAUUGAAGUAGAUAAAGAACAAUAUCCUAAUUUAUUUCACAAUAUUAUUAUGAAUCCAGAUUCUUUAAAAAAACACAUUAAUAUUAUAGCUUUAGAGAAAAGUCAUAGUACCUAUGAAAAUAUUAUACAUUAUAUUGGUAAUAAUGAAUUAUUAAAUAUUAAUAAUUAUACAAACAAAUUUAAUUCAUAUUUAAAAAAGUUAUAUAACAUAUGUAAUAAUUCAAGUACGCUUAUUGAAAAUUCUUUAACUAUGAAAAAUUCUAAACCAUAUAUUAAUUUAAUAUUUAGUGAUAAAAAUUUUAUGAUUAAAAAAAAAUCUUAUUUUGAAUAUAUAAAAACUUUCUUUCUAAAAAAAGAUGAUAAAGAUUAUUUAAUAGAAUAUAUUUUUAAUGAUAAUAAAGGUUAUAAAUUUUAUAUUCAAAAAGAUUUAGGUGAUAAUUCUUCUUAUGUUAUGAAAUCUACAAAAAUUACAGCUAAAAAAUUAGACAAAAUUUAUAAACUCAUUAAUAAUUUAGAUUCCAAAAAUAUUAAUAAAAGAGAAGCAUUUUUUGCAUUCACCAAAGUAUUAUUUGAUAAAUAUAAAAAUGAAUAUGAGAUAGAGCAAAAAAAUAAAAGUAAAGAUCAUAAUAUGUUGUAUCAUAAUAGUAGAAGUAUUUUUAUUAACAUGGGUUCCAAUAAUUAUGUGGUUGAUACGGAUCUAUCUAUGUUAAAAAAGAACAACGAUAUAUUAUUAUUUAGUAUGGCGAAACAUUUUUUUAACCACUUGCUUUCUUGUGUAAAUAUAUAA
Molecule: messenger RNA, 1671 nt
Organism: Plasmodium adleri (nom. inval.)
Lineage: Eukaryota; Apicomplexa; Aconoidasida; Haemosporida; Plasmodiidae
Product: conserved Plasmodium protein, unknown function
Exons: 1
Coding region: 1-1671 (556 amino acids)
Source: RefSeq, a predicted model, not a curated record